AAAUAACAGUGGCAAGUUGAUCAUCUCCGGUACGAUGCCUCGCAAAUCAUUAUUUUUCAUUGUGCUAUUAUUCAGCUUUGUUCUAUAUGUUGAAAACAAGGCGAUUGAAAAUCGAAAUUUUCAAUCUAAUAUUGCAAAUAGUGCUUCGAGGAUACAAGAUCAAAACAUAAAUGAAAACAUCGACUCCGAGGUAAUCAAAAGUGAACGCUCAAAUAGGAAAAUAAACCACACUACUUGUGUCGGAAAUUGUAAUGAAAAAAAACAGAAAUUUUUAAGUGAAAGCAAGCACAUAUGCCCUUAUGAAAGUAAGGAAUUGUGCUUAAUAUUCUCUUUGUCAAAAAUUGCUAAAGUUCAAGUGGCUAAUUUAAAUCAGCCUUCGACGCAUCACAGUUUAAAAUCAAAUAUUUUUGACAGUGUGUCAAAAGAUGCCAGAAAUUCAAAAAUAAACGAAGAAAUAAAGGAGGAAGGGCAGUUCAGGCUCAAUUUCGUAAAUCGAAACGAGGACAAAUAUUUCCAGAAUUCUUUGGAGAAACAGAUGAAAUCAUCGAACGUUCAUUGUCGAGCAAUUCAUGAUGUUUAUAUACCAGAAGUGAAGCAGAAUUUACCAGCUUUUGCUUGUGUAUUUGGAAAUAAUACGUUCGUUUUGUCGAGUGAAAGAUUUCUUCAAGAUCGACGAACAUAUUUGGAUAUAAAGAUUGAGGAAAAUAUAUUUAAAAAUAUAAAAUUUGCUCCGAAAAUGUCCAGAACCAAUGGAUUUGACGUGGAAAAAUCGAUCAGUCAGAAGAAAGCCGAUAAGAGAUUAUCAAGAAAUAAUCGUGUUUCAUAGAAGAUUCAAAUU
Molecule: messenger RNA, 838 nt
Organism: Bombus impatiens (common eastern bumble bee)
Lineage: Eukaryota; Metazoa; Arthropoda; Insecta; Hymenoptera; Apidae
Exons: 2
Coding region: 35-826 (263 amino acids)
Source: RefSeq, a predicted model, not a curated record